Messenger RNA from Loxodonta africana (African savanna elephant), 10126 nucleotides. RefSeq names its product RAR related orphan receptor A (gene RORA). Bases 232 to 1779 code for a protein of 515 amino acids. The transcript has 12 exons. NCBI's taxonomy places the organism in Eukaryota, Metazoa, Chordata, Mammalia, Proboscidea, Elephantidae. Gene Ontology annotation, biological process: regulation of transcription by RNA polymerase II; negative regulation of inflammatory response. Gene Ontology annotation, molecular function: oxysterol binding; zinc ion binding; nuclear receptor activity. Gene Ontology annotation, cellular component: nucleus. The record is from RefSeq and is a predicted model, not a curated record.
UAGAAGGUUCAGUUAUCAUUUGGAAAGUAGAUUGAAUUUUGCUGUCUGAUACCCACGGGCAGCUCGCAGGGACAUUGGUGACUCAGUUGCCUUUGACGUCAGUGAAGGUUUGGAUGUCUGAAACCAAACUUUGGCUUAUUGAUUAUGGACCCACAAUUUUCCCAUAAGGCUUUGUUGUUGUUUUCACCCCAAAGGGCAGCAUAAAGCAGGCAGAAUGGUCUUGAUGUGGAAAUGUUCAAAUCUAUCGAAGAGCCAUUCAAAAACACAAGUGAUGUGUGUACUGCGUUACGUGCUGCAAACUGGAAUCUCAGUAACGAAGAAGACUCAUACAUGGCAGGCAUGGUACAGAGCGCUUCCUUGCACAGCCUUGCCCCUGAGCGCGUCCCUGGCCUGGAGGGACCCACUCUAGAGGUGCUCAAAUUGAAAUUAUUCCAUGCAAGAUCUGUGGAGACAAAUCGUCAGGAAUCCAUUAUGGUGUCAUUACGUGUGAAGGCUGCAAGGAGGAGUCAGCAAAGCAACGCCACCUAUUCCUGUCCUCGGCAGAAGAACUGUUUGAUUGACCGGACCAGUCGGAACCGCUGCCAGCACUGUCGAUUGCAGAAGUGCCUUGCCGUGGGGAUGUCUCGAGAUGCUGUAAAAUUUGGUCGAAUGUCGAAAAAGCAGAGAGACAGCUUGUACGCAGAAGUGCAGAAACACCGGAUGCAGCAGCAACAGCGAGACCACCAACAGCAGCCUGGAGAGGCCGAGCCGCUGACGCCGACCUACAACAUCUCGGCCAACGGGCUGACGGAACUUCACGAUGACCUCAGCAACUACAUCGACGGGCACACCCCUGAGGGGAGCAAGGCAGACUCUGCAGUCAGCAGCUUCUACCUGGACAUACAGCCUUCCCCAGACCAAUCAGGCCUGGAUAUCAAUGGAAUCAAACCAGAACCAAUAUGUGACUACACACCAGCAUCAGGCUUCUUUCCCUACUGUUCCUUCACCAAUGGAGAGACUUCCCCAACCGUGUCGAUGGCAGAAUUAGAACACCUUGCACAGAAUAUAUCUAAGUCACACCUGGAGACCUGCCAAUACCUGAGAGAAGAGCUCCAGCAGAUAACAUGGCAGACCUUCCUCCAGGAGGAGAUCGAAAACUAUCAAACCAAGCAGCGGGAGGUGAUGUGGCAGUUAUGUGCCAUCAAGAUUACAGAAGCAAUACAGUACGUGGUGGAGUUUGCCAAACGCAUCGAUGGCUUUAUGGAACUGUGUCAGAACGAUCAAAUCGUGCUUCUCAAAGCAGGCUCUCUGGAAGUGGUGUUCAUCAGAAUGUGCCGUGCCUUCGACUCCCAGAACAACACCGUGUACUUUGAUGGGAAGUAUGCCAGCCCGGAUGUCUUCAAAUCCUUAGGUUGUGAAGACUUUAUUAGCUUUGUGUUUGAAUUUGGAAAGAGUUUAUGUUCUAUGCACCUGACUGAAGAUGAAAUCGCAUUAUUUUCUGCAUUUGUGCUGAUGUCAGCAGAUCGCUCGUGGCUGCAGGAAAAGGUAAAAAUUGAAAAGCUGCAACAGAAAAUUCAGCUAGCACUUCAACACGUCCUACAGAAGAAUCACCGAGAGGACGGAAUACUAACAAAGUUAAUAUGCAAGGUGUCUACGUUAAGAGCCUUAUGUGGACGACAUACAGAAAAGCUAAUGGCGUUUAAAGCAAUAUACCCAGACAUUGUGCGACUUCAUUUUCCUCCAUUAUACAAGGAGUUGUUCACUUCAGAAUUUGAGCCAGCGAUGCAAAUUGAUGGGUAAAUGUAUGACCCAAGCACUUCUAGAAUGUCCGAAGUACAAACAUGAAAAACGAACAAACAAAAAUUAACCAAGACACUUGAUAUGGCCCUGCAGAGACCUGGCGCGCCAACACACUGCACAUCUCUUGGUGAUCGGUGUCAGGCAAAGGAGGGGGAACAAUGAAAACGAAUAAAAGUUGAACUUGUUUUUCUCAUGCAUAUGAUUUCCAUUAUGCCUACAGAUAUGGACCCUUUUUCUGUCUCAACUUCUUGAUCGUUGACCUCUGUUCACACAGAAGGAGGGUACUAAAGUCGGAGGAUUUCCUUUCCUGGUAGCUCACUGCUCACAAACUCUCUCCAGCAUCAUCAACCCAUCAGUAACAACAGAGAGUCCAGCAAUAAUCGGUGGCUGGUGUGCAUAGCGGAGGUUGCAGCAUUACUUUGCACAACUUGCUCUUUGUUUCAUGAAGGAAGAUUUUUUUUGUUUGUUUUUUGUUUUGUUUUGUUUUUUUCACCGAUUAUUGCCAGUCGGCAGGACGGCGUGAAAGGGGUCCAUAGCACUAGCCACAAUAGCAUUAUAAUAUAUUACAGGGUAAAUGGGCAUGAAGACCUAUAUAUAGCUAAAAGAGAUAUUGUUUAUAUAUUGUUUUAAUUAAUAUAAAAUGUAGUUACUGGUGUAGCUUUUCCUGUUGAACUGAUAAGGCACUUUCAUUUUGCACCUUUUUCUUUAAAUUAAAUACUAGCGUGUUCACUGCCGUGUCGCAUGGGCACUGGAAACACACGUGUAACUGAGAAGGCUCGGAAGGUACGUCGGGAGGUGUUUAUGCUGCUGUUUACAGAAUUUCUUCUAAAAGACUGGCUGGUCAUAUCUAGAAAUCACGACGUUAAAUAUUUUCUCUUUUUUUAACACAUGAAUUUGGAAUUAGACACGGAACGCUCCCUAAAUUAUACUUUGCUUCCUGGUAAGUUUCAGGGUAGAUGUGUUUAUGCUUCAUACAAAGUUGAAUGUUCAAUGGGUGUUGUGGAUUUAUGGUAUCAUGCACUUUUUAAAAAAAAAUUAAGUAAAAAAGCUUUUUUAAAUGCCACCCUGUGGAGGCGGGGGAGGGAAGGCUUAUUUGACACAAUUCAGUCUUUAAAUGGAGUCAGUCUCAACUUAGAAUCGUUAUGCUUUGAGAACAAAUCGAUAACGAGAAUAUUGAUUGAAAUCUAGAUUUUAUUUUAAGAAGGACCCAAAGAUUCUAUCUGGAGCAAACGCCCACUGCACUUACGAGGACCUGAAGCAUGUACUUCGUGAAUGUUUGUGUUUUGGAAACCUUAAGAGUUUAUCCCAGAGUGAACUGAUUGAAGAGUCACUGUCCCCCAAGAUUACAGUUCUGGAAUAUUGCUCUCGGUCUUGUGUAGACAACGGCUUGGAGAGUGAGGGAGGCGUACCAUGUUGAACCAGUGUCUCUUAUUUAAGUAGUAAAUAUUUUCAGCCUUUAAAGUGAAGUCAAUGCUAGCUGCAAACAUUUACUCUCGUAUUUAUCUUCACUAGAAAACUGUGGAUUGUAAUUUAUUUUAUUAAAUAUUUAGAAGAUUGGCUUUUGUGUGCAGGUGAGACACAGUGAUUUGUUUUAGUUUAGUUUUGUUUAGUUUUGAAUAAUCCCCAGUGGGGUGGGGAGAGGAACAGUCUACUAUACAAGUGUGCAUGUUUGGAAAACAGGGGGACCUUUUGGGAACCUAGGCAUUUUGAUCAUGAUAUUAGUCACACGUGUGGGAUUCACGCUUCUGGUCUGACAUCCACGGCCAUGUGUGUACAUGUUUGUAAAGAAAGAAAACAUCUUCCCAUGGCAUGAAGGUAGGAGUUUCCGAGCAGCCCUUUACAGCCCGGAAACUGUCUCCUCUGCCAACUUAGAUCCUUCCUGAAUUUUCCCAGGAAUUCGGCUCCUGAUGCCAUGUGGAUCACCAGCUUGGGUUUCCCAGGACCCUUCACUGUUUUUAACUCUACUGACUUGUUUCAAGAGGGACUUGGACAAGAGGAAGGGAUUAUUUACACAGAAGUAUGUAUGAAGCCUAAAUAACAUCUAAAAUUUUUUCCCCAAAAAUAUAGCAAGAGUUUAACCAUAAAUAGAAGAUGAGAGUAAUAUUUACUUAAAUUCCUUACAGACAUAUAAAACUUUAUGUGUUUAUAUAGAGAGGUUAAGUGUCAGCAUAUAGUAUUUAUAUUGGGGCAAGAAGGGUUAAGUCAAAUUUUUUAAAUUUAAGCAUAGUUCCUUUAAAGAUCAAUAGUAUUUAUACUCUAAAAAGAAUACCAAGCUUAGUUAUUUAUUUGUCCAUUUUAUUCUCUCCUUGGUCCUUUGGGGGAAAAGGGAGUUUGGCUUGGGUGGAGGGGGGAGUUGUUUGGUUUGGUUUUUGGUCAUUCCAAUUCACUAAAAUUGGGGAUGGUGUUAUGAAAGUACAUUAACUUCUUUUUAACCAAAGCUUUCUGAAUAUGACCAGCCUCAGGUGCUAGCGCAUUAAAGAGCAACUAAACCUAAUUUCAGUGUCCGUGUGAGAUGAUAAGAGCUAAUUGAACUUCUCCAAGGGUGAGAGAGAACUUAAUGUUGAACUUAAACUCCUUUUCCAGAUAGGAUUUUGCAUGUACCUAAUGCAAAAAAAAAAAAAAGAUGCUCCAAUCUCAGUAAUGGUCACUUCCUGUGACCUUAUUUUUAUGGUAAACGAGAUAUAGUAAUGUGAUGCUGCUGCUUGGUCUUUCUGAGAGGAGAGCAGGGCAUAGCAUCCAAGAGCAGGGGAUACCGACUGUUUAGGGACCGAAUAGAGAGACGGGCUCAGUGAGAUGAGGGAAGAGCUAUUACCUGGAUCUAAGUUGGGAUCUGAAGUUAAACAAUAAAUUUAGUCGAAAAGGAAAAAAAUAGAGCCCUGAAAAGAAUGUGAAGACCUCGCCUUUUUUCUUCCCUAGUAUAGAAACACCUGUGUGAUAACACAAACUAGUUGGUGGUACCAGAACAGUUAUUCUUAGUAGUAUUUACAACUAAAGUUUCCUAAACGCAAAUGUCCAAUAGUCUUUUAAGGAUUGGAGCCAUGUCAUUGUCAUUUUGGCUGCUAUAAUGCAUUUUAUACAAUUUUUUUACAUAGGGUAAAUAAGGCUUUGGUAGAAAGCCUGAUACCUUCUGUUACAAUGGUGUCCAAAGGUAGUACUGCAUUGUGGAAAAACUGGCCUUGAUCACAGUGAAGACAAAAGUGCAGAUGAAAGUGCUGUUUUGGACAGUUUGUAAAUUGCAUUAAAGCUAUGGAUUUUUUUGUUUAAGUGUUCGGCAUCCUAAUUUACGUUAAAGCUAUGGAUUUGUUUUAAGUCUUCGGCAUUCUAGUUCACCCUUCCUAAUUCAAGGAAAACGUGACUUAUGACACUGCUUCUAAGUUUGGUUGUUCUUUAUGGUGUGGAUAGUCAGAUCUCUGUGAGCGUGUGGGCCGGGGUGGUGGGGUCAGGUGAGGAGCGAGCGUGUGUGUGUGUGUGUGGUGUGUGUGUGUGUGUACAUAUGACGUGCACGCGUCAGACUGCUUCUAGGCUACGAAGUGUCAGUGGAAAAGAAAAUGUAUUCAAAAUACUUAAAUCAAAACUAGAAGAUGGGGGAAAAAAAGAUUUAUUCUAUACAAAGCCUUGUCUGGACCACUUUAGAGAGACUUCUAUUUUUUUAACCCUUCUAUAAAUAUUUGAUGGCACUUGAAAUAUUCCUGCAAUAAAAUGUGAUUUGUGUAAAGAAAAAAAAAAAGAUUUUGUAAUGUGAAACAAUGAAAGAAAGUAAUGUAAUUUUCUAAAAAAAAAAAUACAAACAAAACAAACUUUGUAUUAUUUUCUUGAUGGAAUUUGUCUAUCUGUCUUUGGAAAACUUUUUAUUUCAUUGAAUGUGCCAUAGUAGAAAUAUGUGUUUUUAGUUGUAGACUAAGGAAUAGAUGUUUGUGUUCCGACAUUCCAAAAUGCAAAGCAACCUAGUAGACUCUUUAGCGGAAAGGUCGAAGCAGUCCGUGAGCUUCUCUUGUUGCUUUUUUGCACACGUUCUUCAUUCCUCUCUAGUGCAAUAUGUACAUAGAGCACUCGCGGGUGUACCUUGAUCCCUCAGGGAAAAAAAUACAUAUUUGUACAGUUUUUUUGUUUUUGUUUUGUUUUUUGCCUUUUUGUUUUUGGCUAAGGAAUGUCGACUGAAUCACUUGUUAUUGUUGAGGGGCAGCCAGAUAAUAAUCCUAAAGCCACUGUUUCCAACAGCGAUGGUUGAAAUCAUCUGUCCUUCCAGUGCUAUUAUUUUAAGGUAAUAAUAAUAAAAAGUUAUUUUCUGACAGUUCUUUGUGCUGAUUGGUGGAAAAAAAAAGGGUAAAUAAGCACCUUAUGAUUUGACUUACUGUGAAUGACAAUCCAUCUUGACAUCAACAAUAGCGGCCCUAUCAUUUUGGAGUAGGGGUUAAGAGUCAGAAACAAUGUGCUCAGGGAUCUUCUAAAACUCUUAAAACAGGGUGGCCAGUACUACUGGGGCAAAUUGUGUUUUUCUUGUUAAUAAGAAUGAUAAUAAUACUAUCCCUCCAAGGCACAAGUGAACUGUGUAGACCUGCAUGUGUGUAUGUGUGUAAACUCUUCGCUGUGCCUCAUUUUGUUGAGUUCAAAACUUAAUGUACUAUUUGGUCUUGUGUACUUAAAAACACUGGAAAACUUCCAAAGCAGUACAGUUACACCAGUGUGCUCAAAAGAGACGUUCGUAUAUAAUGUACUGACAAGGAACAUCAUUCAAAGUGCAGUCCUGCAUGCUCCAUUUACCAUUCUCUAAUAACUAAAAUAUUCAUGUGGAAUAUAUUUAUAGCAUUAUACAUCAAAAGCUAUUUCAAAUUCUACGUACUAUGGAUAAGAAGCUUUUAAAAACCAGUGACCAGAUGAGAGACCUCCCUAUGAGUGCAGUGAGAGAUGUAAAAGAUGAAACAAGUUUAAAAAAAAAAAAAAAAGCCAGCAAAUACUAUUGUUUUCAUUGUAUCCUCUUGUAGAAACAAGCCAAAAUACCCCAUUAUGUAAAACAAUUCUUCUACUUCCACAUUUGUAGUUCAUAUCUGUUAAAUUAAUACAAGCGCUGGUGUUGAAGAACAAAACUAAGCCUGCCUACACAGCAAUGACUGGAGUCAGCUUUUAGGGUGACAAUUUACGUUUUUGAGAUACAGUCCUGUUCUCGUAUUCCCAUAUAUUACUUUCCAUAAUGUCAGUCAACCUCAAUGUAAUGGUUGGCUUUGAUUCUUCCACAUCUGAAAUACAUAUUCAGAAGAAGUGUUACAUAUUUUCUUACUACUGUAGGAGAGGCAUAGUUUGGGAAAACUCUGUGUCUUACAGAUCAAAAAGGUACCUUCACCUUGUUGUUUUUUAUAAUAAUAUAUAGAAAAUGGCAGGUAUAUAUAUACAUACAUACACAUAUAUGCAGGUUAUUGAGGCUUUUACAUGUUAUAUCAUGUCACUUCUUGUAAAAAUAUGAUACAAUAGAACAACUUUAUACUGUGUUAUACUAUGGAUCAAAUUAUGUGCCCAGAAAUGCACUUGUAACAGUAGUAAAUCUUGAUCUGUUACUAUGGUCCCCAACACAGGUCUUCAUCUGAACCCCAAACACUAGUAUUAUAAAGAAGUUCUACUGGCUUUGAGGAAAGAAACUUUCUAUUGUCUGUUUUUAAAGAGGUGAAAAGGCUGACUAGCAGUGUCUCUGCAAAGCAAUUGGUUUCACUUCCGGGUCUGUCUGUUCCUUUGUGUUUGUUUCGUAUGUUUAGAACGUUUAGAACAUCGGUUCUGUCAGGCUCUCAGAAUGAUUUUAAAAGUAACCCAGAAGCCUGGCUUCAUCCCAAGCAACCAUCCUCGAUGGGGGAUCUCCGUGUUAACCAGACCCUCAGAACUUAGAGCAAUAAAUACAUUCAGUCAUUUACUUAUAAACGAAUGACGGAAUCUUCAAAUAGAAACCACCCUUCUCCAGCGAUGCAACAUAACAUGGAGGCUUGUACUGAGAAAGUGAAUAUGAGUAUUUUACAGAGAUGCCUAGGGCAUCUGUGUGUGCUGUUUACAUUGAGUGUGCUUUGGCACUCUAGCAGACCCCAUUUCCUUUUCUUCUAAGAACUAAAGAAAGAUAGCUUGCCAUUAGCUUUGACAUACUGCACAUGGCCAUCACAUUGUUCUCUUCAGUGUGUGUGGUUCCUUUCUCACUCAUUCUUACUUUGAUGUGAAUGAUACUAUUCCUAGGAACAUGAUUACCAUUGAACAGAUCGCAUGUGUGAAUGCAGACAGUUCUUGAGCAAUAUCGUGAAUAUGAGUUCACAAAAAAAUUCGUAUGUACUGUACACAUCUUCCUGAAUCCAAAUGUCUCUUCUUAUCCAUAAUGGUUUGAAAUCUCACAUAAAACAGUGGUAACUUUUUAAACAUUAGGACAUUAGCUGGCUGCUUCUUUAAAUGUUCCUGUAGUGUCUGCCUGCUCCUUUUGUGGAGACCUGUUUUUGUAUUGGAUGUUUGGGCCAAUGGGAGGCUUCAAGCUACAACAUAUUUUCCCAAUUUAAAUAUAUUUAACAUACGACAAACCCCAGACAAGGCUUUUAAUAUGUAUAAAGAACUGCAGUGUUAGGUGGUUUAUUUGCAAACCGUUUUCAAUGUUGUCCAUUUUUAUGGCACCUUUAACAAUAUUCUUGUUUCCAAAGUACAAAGAAAAAAAAAAUAGGUAAAUAAUCUAGCCAUAACUGAAUGUCAAGCAAUAAAACAAACGACUUUUGUGCAUAGAUUUAAAAAAAAAUACAAAUUUUAGACAUCUGCAUGUAAAUGCAAUCUCUUGUUUACUGCUUUCUUCAACUUGAGCAAUUGAUUCCUUAUUUACUGUUAACUUAAGAACUUGUAAUGGCCUGUAAACAUUUUCUCUCUUACUCUUCUUUCAAAUUUACCUUUGUCCCGGCUUUUGAGUCAUACUAUUUAAUGUCGUUCUGCACACCUCUAUACAGUUAACUUUUUGGCUUUCAUUCUGUAUAGAUAAGAAAAUGUUAUAUUAAACAGCCUACUCAGUGCAAAUAUUUAUCUGUUUAAUCAAAUACCACAAUAUGCUGUAUAAUACCGGUUUUACUAUAUAAUCUAUUUUAGACAUAGCUGUUUAGAACUAGAGCGUGCUAUUUUUGUGUUUUUCUGAUGUGUGGUGCUAGAUAAGUUACUUUUGUGAACAACAACAAAAAAUCCCUUUUAUUCCUAGACAAUACCACCUUUGGGUCUUGUUAAUUUCACUGAGUAUAACUAUAUAUUUGUAUAUAUAUAUACAUAUAAAUAUAUAUAUAUAUACCUACCUGUGCCCAACUAGCAGCUGUAUCAGAGUGCUGGAUUUGGGACAUGCUUUCCUCUUUAAGUACGUAAUAUCAUUAUAUAAAUUAUUCUACAGUGUAUUUAAUUAGGAUAAAAUUACUUCCUUAGUAUUGAUAUUUGACAUCUAGAGGGUGAAUUUGUUUAUAAAUAUGGAUAUAUGAAAACUUAUUAUCGGUUACUUUAUGUUUGCUACUUGGCUUCAUGCCAUAUCUCCUGAGCUGAAAAAUAAUUUGCCAGGCCUUCAAGAUGCUAAAGAAACACUCUAGUUGAAUGGAGUUAAUACUUUUUUUUUUCCUUACUAAGGAAUAAUAUUAUUGGCACCUGACAGAAUUGUGUGCUUCGCUCCUAUUGUGGCUAGUGGGCAUUUGUAUCAAAUAUCUUUGGUGGCUUGAUGCCGGAACCAACCUUUACCUUCCCACCUAAGUCAUGAGAAUUACAGAGACAUCCAUUGACUAUCAAGCAAAUUCAACCAGAGAUGUCCUGCUUUAAUAUGACCUCAACCGGUUCCAUGAACUGAGUGAAGGACUUUUAUUUGAAAAGUCAUUUAACUGUGACCUUAAUUGAACUCUUUAAUCUAUUCUCCCAAGACCUAUUGGCAUUCUUAAAAAUCCAAGUAUAUCAAAUAUCUAACUAAGGAUGUAGUUAACCUUAUUAAAUAUUGAUUAGAAUUGUUCCGUAAUAUUACUGAAUUUGUAAGAUCUUUAGCAAAGAUUUUUGAGCAAUUUAUAAAUUUAGAGCAAAUGUUUCUGUUUACUGCACUUUUUGUAAUUGAAGGUGAUAAAUUCCCAAGCCAUGAUUGUUGGCUUCCAUGCCCUGGGUAUUUACCCACGAUUCUAGACAUUUUCCAUUUUUAUGGAAGGGUUAUUGGUACCUUAAGGAUAAACUCAAUCAUGUGUGGUUCAGAAGACCUAAUGCUAACAGUUAACCUUCUUAGGUGAAUUGGCUAAAGUUUAGGGAGAAAUCUCUUUGAAUACAAAUCACGUCAUUCCUUACGGCUUUGCUUAGAAAGGGGUUGAAACCUUUAAAAAAAAAAAAAAAACUUCAUUUA